AUGCGUUACUCUACCGCUGCUGUUGCCCUUGCGCUUGCUGGCUGCUCAGAAGCUGCCGUACAGGCUUCCCGUCCAGAUGCUGCAGCAGCUGAUGCUCAGCCUCCUGUUGUCUAUGUCACCAGUGUUGUCGAGCAGACCACUACCUGGUGUCCCGCCGGAGCCACAAUCACUCACGCAAGCGGUACCACCGUUCUGACUGCUGCGACCAUGAUGACUCUUCCCGUCUCCAAGUCGGCUUCUGUUUCGACCCCAGCUGCUUCCAUCUCGACCCCCGAGGCCGCUCCUGCUUCUUCAACCACCCAGGCUGCUUCCGUCUCGACCGUUCCCACUGCCGGCGCCUACGAGUCUGCUCCCGUCUCGUCUGCCGUGGCUGUCUCGCCCUCCUCCAUGGCCACUAGACCUCCAGCAUUCCCCCCAGUCGCAGUCGCAUCCAGCGCUGUCCCCGUCGCCUCCGUCGGCACCGCCAUCCCCAUCAUCCCCGGAGCGGCCUACGCAUCUUCCGCCCCUUACCCCAUCUCCAUGGCCACUGGCGCCGUCGGCUACGCUCAACCCUCUGGUGUUGCCGGCGCCGCUCAACCUUCCGGUCACGCUAGCUCUACUGGUUCGGCAGCCAAGCCUUCCUCUUCUGCUUACACUGGAGCCGCUUCUCGCAACUUUGCUGGUUUGACUGGUGUUCUUGGUGUUGUUGCUGCUUUGCUUGCUCUUGCAUAG
Messenger RNA from Aureobasidium uvarum, 711 nucleotides. Lineage: Eukaryota; Fungi; Ascomycota; Dothideomycetes; Dothideales; Saccotheciaceae. The record is from the annotation of a GenBank genome assembly.